Molecule: messenger RNA, 1932 nt
Organism: Cucurbita maxima (winter squash)
Lineage: Eukaryota; Viridiplantae; Streptophyta; Magnoliopsida; Cucurbitales; Cucurbitaceae
Exons: 7
Coding region: 100-1761 (553 amino acids)
Source: RefSeq, a predicted model, not a curated record
AAAGAAAACAAGAAACAAAAAGAUUCAGUAUAUGCUUUGGACUCUGAAACGAACCUCCUCCAUUGAUUCUGUCCCAGCUACCGGAGUUCGUCUCCUCCGAUGAACAGAGAUAAGCAUCCGCCGGAGGUGGAAACAGAGACGACGGGGGAGGAUGACGAAGAACCAAGUGUUUUGCUACGGAGGAAGAAAUUUCGUCAACGCGCUCAGUCUAGCUUCUCAUCCACUGACAGCGACGAAACGUUCUCCGAGAAUUCCGACGGACGUAAAUUCGUCGUUCGAGAUGAACAACAACAAGAACAAUGUACUGGAUGCUCUAAUGGAUCUUCUCGGUUGAAAGUCGAUGGUGAUCGUCAUGCUUUUUUUGAAGUAAGCCCCACUGAUGAGAUUGAAGCUAUCAGCACAAGGAAAACAGGCUCGCUAAAUGGUACUGGGAUCAAGUACCAGCAUGAUCAGAUCCCUUCAACUGUUUCUAAUCAACCAUCCAAGGAGGAAAUUGAGGAGCAGGCUUCAUAUAAAAGAGUGGAGUUGAGGUCAGAAAAUGGAACUCAAGUGGCGGAUUUAUAUCUUGGAAGGAUAUAUGAGAAACCCAGCUCGCAUAAUUUCUACUGUCCUAACUGUCACGCUUGUGUCACGAAGGUGAUUAUACGUGAAAGGGAAUGGGUAAAUAAUACUGUUUCUAAACCAAUUCCUUCUCCGGUUGAUAGAUUCAGAUGCACCUCUUGCCUCAGUUUCCUCGCCCCUAUGGGUGCAUGGCUCUUUCCUAAAUUGGCUACUCCUGACCGUGAGGAAGAAGUUUUAUCUGGACAAGGAAAUAACGCUGCAAGCAUAGGGAUCAGAGAAAGGGAGACAUUUCAAGUGUUGCAGGAAACAAGAGAUCAUCAAGGAAGUCGAGUUGGUAGAGACACUUCCAGGGUUCCCGAUCAGUCAGUUCAUUGUGCAGUAACUGAUAAAGUUGAAGGUGAUCAUGCUGUAUCUAAUUCAACGCCAACUCAUUCUUCACGCAACAGAACAAUUGCCGAUGAAGGAGUGAAUAUCAAACAAGGUAGAGGGAAAGUUGGAGUGAAUAUCAAACAAGGACGUGUGGUGGAUAGAGGAGUAGAAGCUGAACCAAGUAGGUUUAACAGGUGGGAAAUUGUGAAAAGUAUAGUGUAUGGUGGUUUAUCUGAAUCAAUUACAAGCCUCGGCAUUAUGACAUCUGCAGCGAGUGCCAAUACUGCAACAGGCAACAUUAUAGUUUUGGCAUUGGCAAAUCUGAUUAGAGGGCUCUUUAUCCUUGGACAUAAUUUGAGAGCACUCAAGACCCAGCAGUUCAGAAGGACAUCUCAUGAAUUAGUAGACCGAUACGAAGUAGUACUGGGAAACCGAGAGAAUUACGUUCUCCAUUGCACGCUUGCCAUCAUCUCAUUCAUACUCUUUGGCUUAGUCCCCACUCUGGUUUACGCUUUAACAUUCACCAAGAGCAAUAACAAGGAUUUCAAGCUUGCAGCAGCGGUAGGAGCUUCUUUUUUAUGCAUCAUAUUGCUUGCUAUUGGGAAGGCUUCCAUUCAGAGACCAAAAAAUUGGGAUGCAUACGCCAAAACAGUAGCGACUUACAUCGUUAUAGCAGCCUGGGCCGGAAGCUUCUCAUACAUGGCUGGGGAUCUACUCGACAAGUUCAUCAAGAAAUACAAUGAUUGGUUUGAGCGAAGCCGCUCUGCAUUCAAGCUCAAUCUGCCUCUUCCUGAGAUGAGUUUGGCGGAAUCAGCAUGGGGAUCCUUGUGAGGUAGCUCCAAAUAUGAAGUUAGAACAUUUUGUUAUUUUCAACUACUUUCAUUGUUGACAGAAACGCACUCAAAAUCUCCAAUUAAUUCACUUUUUUUGCAAGGAAGCCAAAUGGAUUGCAUUGACUUCCUGUUUACAAAAAGGGAAUAACAAAUUCCAGACAGUUUAUCA